Diaporthe amygdali is the source of this 2040-nucleotide messenger RNA. RefSeq lists its product as uncharacterized. The coding region runs from base 1 to 2040 and encodes 679 amino acids. The record is from RefSeq and is a predicted model, not a curated record. The transcript has a single exon. Lineage: Eukaryota; Fungi; Ascomycota; Sordariomycetes; Diaporthales; Diaporthaceae.
AUGCCCUUUCGAUAUGCCUGCUUGUCUUAUGUCUGGGGUACGGGCAGCGAGACGCAAUACAAGACCACAACAAGAGACGAUCUUGAGUUGCCGAAUGCGCUACAUGAGUCAAAGGCCGAUCUCCCUCAGACUAUUAAGGACGCUAUCAAAGUCACGAAAGAGUGCGGUUUGCGGUAUUUAUGGGUAGAUGCAUUUUGUAUACUCCAGGAUGAUCCAGAAGACAAGAAGAAGCUUAUAUCGAAAAUGGGCUUCAUCUACGGCGGCGGGACGUUGACCAUCGUUGCUUCAACAAACGCCAAUCCCCACGAGGGCCUACCUGGUAUGGGUACUGUUCAGCGUCCCAUUUCUCAGAGCAUCGCAAAAGUUCAGGGGCUGGCCCUGGCUGUCGCACUUCACGAUCCACGCCAGCCGAUAUCUGACAUUGAGAGUUCGGUGUGGAAUUCGCGAGCGUGGACUUUCCAGGAGCGCGCCUUAUCAAGGCGGUCCGUAUACUUCACCGGUUCGCAGAUGGCUUUCAAGUGCGUUCACGGAGCAGUAAUGCUAGAGGAAAAUGUCCCUAUCGUGGACGCUUCGUUUCGAUACUCGGCUAUCGAGGAUCAAGAAAUGUCAGACCUGAUGGCCCUGGUACUUUGUCAUCAAUCGAUGUGUCGAUGGCCGAACAAGGGCCUUGCAAUUCGGGGCGCGGAUUCGGUAACGAUGAUGAGCGAGGAAAUUGACUUGGAUAAGUUGGAGCCUGAGGAGCGAAGAGCGAGAGCACCUGUCUUCAACAUCAAGAUAGAUGCGCCCCGGAAUUUCAUGGACUCGCUUGGCAACACCGAGGGAUCGACGCCGUGGGAUAUGUACCGUCGUGCCGUGGAUGACUACACCAAGCGGUACCUGAGUUGGGAGUCCGAUGUCGUUGCUGCAUUUACUGGUGUGGAACACAUCUUGCGACGAGGUUUUAACACAAAGUUUUGGUUCGGAUUGCCUGAGUUUGCGAUUGAAGAGGCUCUGAUGUGGCAUGCUGAAGGGCCUCUUGAACGGCGAUCUGCGGAAGGCCAUGCGCUAUUCCCAAGUUGGUCAUGGGCAGCAUGGAAAGGUCAUGUCAAGUACCGCGGAAGAGGGUGGAAGAACUCUGCGAGCUGGAACCCAGUGCCUGUGAUACGUUGGCUCAUCAAGAGAGAGCCGCAAUGGCUGAUUGACAGAGUCAUGAAGCGUGAAGAUCUAACGGACUCGGAAAAGGAGACGCUUGUGCAGCAGGCAGUCGAAGUGGAGAUCAUCCAUGGUGAAUUGCCCUUUGCCUCUACACGACAUUUGCACAAUAUGGACGAAGAUGACUGGGUCAUUGAGCACGAUGAGUUGCGCAAUCUUCACAUCUACACUCACAGCGCCUACCAGGGCAUCAGAUUUAAUUACCCAGUCAACUUGCCCGAGCAAGAUAUCCACGACCGACCAGACGAGAACGGCGUGAUCGUCUUUUUGGCUCACGUGGUCCCGGUCAUCUCCUGCGAUAUGGAAGACACGCCUUCUAAGAUGAGGCUUGAAGAUCGUUUUCUACAGAUCGGCACUAAUGACGAGUCCCGAUCUUCAAAUUACCGUCCACCGUGGCAACGCAUCGUCUACCACCAAGGAUACCGCGCAGGGUUCCUCACUCUGAACACCGACAACCUCCCGAACGAAGAUGAUGGCUGCAAGUACCAUCUAGCUGCUAUUUUACGCGGAAGUCUGCCCUGGACGCCACCACCUCCCAGCGGAUGGGAUAAUUAUUGGAGCCUGGAUCCCCGUACUAUUCAGAGCUACCUCUCCAAUGAAGAGUGGCGUCCCGGUGAAAGUGUAUCAAAGGUGCCGGAUGAGAUAGUAGAGCCGGAUUCAGGGCGGCAAAUUGAGGAUGGGGAUCCACACUGGGAUGGUAGGAGGUUCGGCGUAGGUUCUUUCGAUGUCUACGAAGUUCUCUUUUUGAGGACACGGAAUGGGGUAUCGCAAAGAAUGGGCGGCGGAAAAGUGAAUGUCUGCGCCUUUGCUGCAGCUGGUCCCGAACCGAUGAAAGUACAGCUUGCAUAG